Molecule: messenger RNA, 7199 nt
Organism: Penaeus indicus
Lineage: Eukaryota; Metazoa; Arthropoda; Malacostraca; Decapoda; Penaeidae
Product: collagen alpha-1(I) chain-like
Exons: 13
Coding region: 273-5939 (1888 amino acids)
Source: RefSeq, a predicted model, not a curated record
UGCUGCGUGUUUGUGCGUCCGUGCGUUCUCCCGUUGCCGCUCAGGGACCUCCUCCGCCCGUGUAGGUGUUCAGUGAGGGAAGUGAUGACGUCACAAAUGAAGGAACGACAACCAGGAGCCGCUAGAUUAUGAUCGCGUACGCCGGCGCUCUGUCCUCGGAUCCAUGGAGCCGAAAUGACAUGAUGUGGGUAUCGGGCUCUGGCAGACGCAAGCACAGUGACACAGUACACAGAAGCGGCACGUAAACCUCGUCUGUUAACAUAGCUAGGGGUAUGCGUGGCACGGUGAAGCAGGGGGGAGGGGGCGCAGGAGGGGGUGUCAAGGAUGAAGGAGGCGGGGGCGUGAAGACGGGGGGCGCGGGCGGCCGGAGGAACAAGGCCAACCACGCCCACACGACGCCCAUCCCGACGGCGAACAUCAAGCAGGAGGGCGGCGCGGAGGUGAAGCCCGACCCGGACGCCGCCGCGGGCAACGCCGCGCCCUGCCUCAACGGCGACGACUCGGCCGCCAAGACCGCCUCGGCGUGCCCGGGCAACAACAACAACAACACCAACGCCAACAACAAUAACAACGGCGGCGGUGGGGCCAAGCAGGUUAAAACGGAAAUAGCCAACGGAGGGCCGGAGGGCGACACCAAGCCCAGCACGGCCUCCACUACCACCACCACCACAACUAUUACAACCACAUCUACAACUACCUCCACCACCACCACCACCACUCCACCACAGACUAGUGAAGGUUGUAACGUUAUUGGUGACGGUGACGGGAAUAAAGUGGCUGGGGUCUGCUCCGGAGUGGCCAGCCUCGAUGGGUCUUCAAUGCACCAGCUGCACCCCUCAGAUGGAGGGGAUGGGAGCGCCUACGGGCCCGGCAUGGGCAAUGUGGGCGUGAAAGGCGGGGCAGGCGCUGGGGUGGCCACCAGCGACGCCCAAUACAUGCAGCAGCAGAGUCAGAUCUUUGUUUUCACGACGCACUUGGCGAACAAGGCUGCGGAGGCCGUCAUGCAGGGCUCCUUCAACACCAUCAUCGCCUUCCACUGCGCGCAGCCCGGCACCAAGAAGCUGCUGGAGAAGCACCCGCUGAAGACGACGCAGUUCGUGCGCCAGAAUCCCGCCCAUUGGUUCAAUACCUUAGCAAUGAAAGGAAACAAAGGAGGACAUGGCAAAGGACCCAUGGCCCCGAAUGGCCCCAUGGGUCCCGGCGGUCCAAUGGGUCCAGGCGGCCCCAUGGGACCCAAUGGCCCCAUGGGAGACAUGGGACCCAUGAUGGGUGGGCAGGGCAACGAUGGCAGCAUGAUGGGCCCCGCGGGAGGAAUGACAAGUCCCGGCAUGAUGGGCCCAGGCAACAUGAUGGGGCCCGGGCCGAACGGCGGGGCCGGAAUGAUGGGGCCGAGAGGCGGCAUGAUGGGUCCGGGCGGCCCUGGGCCCGGCAUGGCUGGUCCAGGAGGCCACAUGAUGAGUCACAUGAUGGGCCCCGGAGGCCAGAGAGUGCAAGAUGUGUCAACAGGUGUGAAGGUACCUGAUGAUCACUUGACACCCGAGCAGCGCCAACACCGAGAGGAGCAGAUGGCCAGAUUACGUCAGAUGCAAUUGCUUUUGUUGCCCGAGCUGCACUCGCCGAGCCAGAGCGACAGCAACCACUCGGGGCCGCAGCCCUCGUGCUCCGCCGGCUCCAACAACGCCAGCAUGAUGCCCUGCUCGCAGACGCAGGCGCCGACGUCGCAGACCUCCCAGACGGGCCAGCCGGGCACGCAGACCACGCCCGUCACCUGCAUGGGGCCCUCCCCGGUCACUGGGAUGGGGCCGUCCCCGGGAAUGGGCCCCAGCCCGAGCAUGGGCCCUUCUCCCGGGAUGGGACCCAGUCCAGGAAUGGGACCCAGUCCGGGAAUACCCAAUACGAGUAUGGGCCCCGGCCCUGGAAUGGGGCCACAAGGAGCCAUGGGUCCGGGCCCGGGUAUGGGGCCAGGAAUGAAUUCCGGGCCUGGAAUGGGUAUGUCGCCCGGGAUGAUGGGUCCCGGGGGCCCCAAUACAAUGGUGUCACAAAGUGGAGUGAUGAUGGGCCAAGGUCCCAUGGGUAAUAACAUGAUGAUGACCUCGCAAGCUAACAUGAUGGGCGGCCCUAUGGGUCCAGGUGUUCCUGGGAUGAGAAUGGGCCCGAAUGGACCCCAGUCAAUGAUGAUGGGCGGCCCAAACCCGGCGUCCUCCAUGGCAGCACAGGUUGAGUGGCAAAGAUUACAAGCUGAAUUCUUCGAAAGCAAGAGGAAGAAGGGCGGCCCUGGAUGCGGCGAUAAUUCCAUGGGCCCGAUGGGUCCGAUGGGCCACAUGGGCCCGGGAGGACCUAUGGGACCUGGAGGACCCAUGGGACCAGGGGGCCCCAUGGGUCCUGGUGGGCCAAUGUGUCCAGGAGGACCCAUGGGUCCAGGAGGCCCCAUGGGCCCUGGAGGCCCUAUGGGCCCCGGUGGUCACAUGGGACCUUGUGGCCCAAUGGGACCUGGUGGCCCCAUGGGUCCAGGAGGGCCAAUGGGUCCAGGUGGUCCAAUGGGGCCAGGAGGGCCGAUGGGCAUGGGAGGAGGCCCAAUGAUGCCAGGAUCAAUGGCCGGCAUGGGCCCAGGAGGCAUGAGAGGCAUGGGCCCCGGCUCUCGCAUGCAAGGUCCCCCUCCCCCGUACCAUGGCCCGCGCCCUGUGGGUAACGGUCCUUUGCCAUCCCCUGGAUCCCCGUCCAUGUGCGCCAUGACAUCGCCACGCAUGCCUGGAGGAGGCCCAGGCGGAGGGCCCGGAAUGAGAAUGGCUGGGCCCGUGGACUCGCCGCGGCCGCUCAUCCCCAGCAACCCAGCCACGCCCGUGAGCGGCCCGCCCAUCACCAGCCCGUCUUUACCACAGAAGGACCAGCAGCCACACACACCACAGUCAGGUGACAUGCCAUUUGGAAGACAGUUGCAGAACUUUGCCCAGCAGAAACACCAAGGGGGCCCUCAGCAGCAGCAGCAGCAGCAGCAGCAAGGAGGGAAGGAGCCCAACCUCAUGCCCGUGCCCUCGCCUCAGCAGAUUCAGUACCUCAGUACAUUCGAGGGACAGGAGCUCACGAUACAGAAGCAGCCAAACACCAGUCUACGUGAUUCAGAUAUCAUGUCUCCACUUGGGGAUACAAGUGUAGCAGAUGGUAGUCGAAUGUCAGGCCCAACCACGCCCCUUGGGGGCCCAGCAACCCCUCUCACCCCAACCUCGGAAACAGGGCCUCGUUACACAGGGCCCAACACCCCAGACCGGUUUCCUGUGCCAUCCCCGGGUAUGCCAGUGGCUUCCGCACCUCACACUCCACAAGCCACGCCAGAGAACAAAGGGCCGCAACAGCGAUACCCUGGCCCGUCGCCACAGGGCCAGCAGACGCAGCAGAAUAUCUCCACCUCUACCGCCACAACUCCAACCAACAAUACUAGCAAUAACAAUAACAGCAAUAACAACAGUAGUAGUGGUGGUGGCGGUGGCGGCAGCGGCGGCGGCGGCCAGAAUGCGCAAGGCGGGCCCAAAACACCGUCAAUGGACUCCAGAUUCCCUGUCCCGUCACCCAAGACGCCGAGCAUGUGCAGUGGGCCCACGACUCCCAGCGGACCAGACAAUGUGAACAGGUUCCCCGGAGCCUCGCCUCUCCAGUCGGGUGGGCCAGCUGGACCCACAGGGCCUACGGGACCGACGGGACCCACAGGACCCAACACUUCUUCAGGACCUACAGGACCCACAGGACCAGCCGGCUCUGGACCAGGCCCGGGAGCAGGACCUGGAUCCAACGCAGGGACAGACAUGAACCCGAUAGGAGCACGGUUCCCAGGACCAGGCAAUGGGCCGGCCGCAGGCGCAGGGAACAACAACAACCAGAUGAUGAAUAAGAUGGGGAGUGGAUUCUCCAUGUCUCCGAGCAAGAUGGGAUCCAUGGACAUGGGAGGAGACUUCCAUUCCACUUCUGCAGCCAACUUGCCUCUCAACCCCAACUGCAGCACCCCCGGGGGCCUGCCUACCCCUGGCCCCGGUAAAGUCUUCGAUCCCAUCUCGUCCAUGGCGCAGAUGAGUCAGCAGCUGACCUCGGGUGGAUCUUCGCCUCCGGCGUCGUCCGCCCCCACGCCAACGAUGCCCACUGGCACAGGACCCAUGAUGGGUAACAGUGGUCCAGGGACUGGACCUGGAGGUCCUCCAGGUGCGCCAGGUGGUUGUCUUCCUUCUGGACCGAAUAUGCCCAGUGGCCCCGGCAUGGCAGGUGGACCUCCAAUGUCUGCAGCACCAGGAAUGCCCGGAGGACCUGGAAUGCCUGGAGGGCCUGGCAUGCCUGGAGGACCUGGAAUGCCCGGUGGACCUGGAAUGCCCGGAGGACCCGGCAUGCCUGGAGGACCCGGCAUGCCCGGAGGACCUGGUAUGCCUGGAGGACCUGGUAUGCCCGGAGGACCUGGCAUGCCUGGCGGUCCUGGUAUGCCUGGAGGACCGGGAAUGCCAGGAAUGGGAGGAGGACCUGGAAUGCCCGGAGGCCCUGGCGGCAUGAUGGAUGGCCCUGGCAAUAUGAUGGGCAUGCCCGCCGUGUCAAGCAGCCCGGGGAUGAUGCAAGGCCAUGGGGCGAUGACUUCCCCAGUGAACAGUAGUGGUAGUGGACCUCGAGGAAGUUCUCCAAGCAAUAUGCCCAUCAUGAGUGGGCCAAACCCUCGCAUGGGGGGACCGAAUAACAUGGUGCGGCCCCCUGCUCCGAACUGCACCAUGGCUGGGCCAUAUUCUGGUGCCAAUGUGCAGGUAAAACCCAGUGCCCCUAAUACCAUACAGUACCUGCCUGCCAGACCACAGAACACUGGUAAUGGCCCCAGAGGACCUGUGAGCUUGGACUUUAUACCGAAAUUUAAUAAUCCUAAUGUGGACAGUAAAGUGCCCAAUUCUCCUAUGUUCCCUAACAGUAGUACUCCUAAUUCUAUGUGUGGGCCUAAUGUGCCAAUGUCGACUAUGGCUAUGAGUGGGCCUUGCGGGCCAAUAAGUGGACAUAUGCCUGGACCAAUGAAUGGCCCAGGUGGACCAAUGGGUGGGCCAGGUGGACCAAUGGGAGGCCCAGGUGGACCUAUGUGUACGAUGUCAGGACCUAAUGGACCAAUGGUGAACAUGAAUAACACGAUGAGUGGACCCAAUGGGCCUUUCCCCAUGUCCGGACCAGGAGGCCCCAUGGGAGGCCCCAAUGGUCCCAUGGGCAUGGGGCCGAACGGUCCAAUGGGUGGCCACAUGGGAGGGCCAGGUGGGAUGAGUGGACACAGCGGGCCUAUGAUGGGCCCCAAUGGACCGAUGGGUGGACCAAGUGGACCGAUGAUGGGGCCGAACGGACCAAUGGGGAUGAAUCAGAACAUGAUGAGUGGCGGGCCGAUGGGUCCCGGUGGCGGGAUGAUGGGUGGCCCUCGCGGCGGGGCAGGGAUGAUGCGCGGGCCGAGCCCCGGGGGGAUGAUGACGGGGAUGGGCAGUGAAAUGUAUCCCAUGGGGGGGCCAGGACCGGGCAUGCCUGGCGGCCCAAUGCCAACCGGCCCAGGACCCAACCCUGGUGGGCCGAACCAGAUGAUGAGUGGAUCCGGACCCAUGUAUGGCCCCAAAACGUCUCCUGUGGGCAUGAACAUGGGGGGACCUAUGGGUGGUGCGCCAGACGCUGCCCAACCCCUCCCGCCGUCUAUGGGUCAGUCUGGUAAUUUCAAGAACUCGCCAUUUAUGGGGCCCACUACUGCUGACCCCACCUAUGCCGCCCAGUUCCACAGCUUCCAGCAGCAACUGUAUGCCACCAACACCCGUGGGGGUCCCAACAUGCACAUGCCUGGACCCAUGAGUGGGCCUGGUGGGCCAGGAGGGCCUGUCGUGACAGGGCCACCAGGAGGUUCCAACGUUCCUGGCCCUGGGCCCAUGCCUGGCCAGGGCUUCCCGUUUAACCCCAAGUGAGGCGCGGGGAAAACUACCUCACAGGUGACCUGGUGCUAGCAGCUGCCGCCCAGCACACUCACCACUAUGCAAGUCAACCCCUCCCUCCUCCCCUGCUGGUCUGCCAGUGGUGGUGGUUGUGGCGGUGGUGGUGAUCCUGCUCAAGUGUGGUGGUGGUGGUGGUGGCGUGCCCCCCUCCCCUGCGGCCCCCCCGCCCCCCUGACCAGUGACCCGUGGCGGGUGUGAGGGUCGCCCCCCCCACCCACCCGUGUGCCCGUCCAGUGGUGGGGUCGCCCCCCUGCCCCGCACAGUCCACUCAGUUCUCACUUUUCAGGGCAACUUGUAAGUUUGUAGUUUCAAUACUGUUAACGGGGUGCUUUGUAGUGUAAGUUAUUCUUGCUCUGUUCACCUAUCUAUCCUUCAGUGGUUGUUGACUGCUUGAAGAUUUAUUGCCAGUGCAGUGUUGUGGUGGAACCCAGAUGAUGUGGCGUGGCUCAGGUGUCAAGGAGUGGUGGCCCUGACAACAAACGGUUUGAGCCAGCUGUGCAUUCGCCACACAUUCUGAUGUACUGACUAGACUCUUGCCGGUGGUUCUGGUGUUCCCUCAAGCAGCCUUGAGUGGCUGCUGCUCAGAGGCACAGCCAUUAGAAAGCCACCAGUGCUGUGUGACGGUGCAGCUAAAAGACUUCGUUAUCCUUGUUUUACUGAAGUAAAGUUGUUUUCCUAAACCGACAAUCAGUCUUGUCGUCAUGUGUGUGGGGGCAGACUUUGAUACUCUGCUUGUGGAUUAUGCUGCUGAUGAAACGUUGAACAGCAGAAAAUACAAUAGGCUGGUUGUGCCAUGGUCAUUUCCAGCAUAAAAUGCGUCAUGGAAGGUGCUUCUUCUGCCCCACUGCACUGGUUGAUCAAAAUGUCUACUAUGACAUCAGCAUUGUACAAAUUGUUGAGCCCUCUCUCAUACCACACUUACAUCCACUGCAAUGCAAUAUUCAUGAAUGCAGCUGCUUACUUGAUGAAAGUGAUUUUGUUUAAUGGAUGUAAAGUCCAGGUUAAGUUCAUCCCUUAGAAUGGUGAAUAUUUGUAUGAACCUUCUUUGUAUCAUUGUAAAGUUUGUAUUAUAUGUAAGUUUUUGUGUUUUUUUCCUUUUUGUUUGUUUUUUAAGGUCACACUUCUGAAGCUACGGGCCGACCCUGAUGUUUUGGCAGUAUUUUAGAAUGUAAUUUGAAGGAUGUGAACAUUUUUAUUAUUGACAAAUUUUACAUAAAAUAAUUUUACAAGAAA